UGGGGCGCGGCGAGAGCGGAGAGGCUGCUCUUGGUGCUGCUGCCUAGCCCCACGCCCAUGUCCUCUAGCUCCUCCACCAUGGUGUCCGUCACGAUGGCAACAUCCGAAUGGAUUCAGUUUUUCAAGGAAGCUGGGAUCCCCCCGGGCCCCGCCGUCAACUAUGCUGUCAUGUUUGUGGAUAACAGGAUCCAGAAGAACAUGUUGAUGGAUCUGAACAAGGAGAUCAUGAACGAGCUGGGCAUCACAGUGGUGGGAGACAUUAUCGCCAUCCUCAAACACGCCAAAAUCGUGUACAGGCAGGAAAUGUGCAAGGCAGCCACCGAAUCCCUCUGCCCCAGCUCCCCCAACAUUCAAGCCGAGCUGCGCCGCAACACCAACAGCGCUGACAAGAUGGACGCUUGUCGUACUCGCCGAAGCCCCUUGGAGUUGAAAACCUCUCCCUCACCGCGCCAUCCUCCCCUUCCAGCCGCCAGCCGGAUGAUUGCCAACAGCUUGAGCAGAGACUCGCCUCCUGCCACCCUCCUCCGACAACGGCCCCACACCUCCAAAAUCUCCGUCACUGUCUCUAACAAACUGGCCGCCACAAAGGCAGGUUUAUGCAACACAGCAGAUGAAACUCCAACGAUCCCAGUAAAACGCCGCCGGGUGACGGCGGAAAUGGAAGGGAAAUACAUCAUCAACAUGCCCAAGGGCACCACACCAAGGACAAAGAAAAUCCUGGAGCAGCAAGCGGCCAAAGGUCUGCAGAGAACAUCCGUCUUCGACCGGCUGGGAGCUGAGGCAAAAGCGGACACGACCACGGGAGGGAAGCCCACGGGGGUCUUCAGCAGACUGGGUGACGCCUUGGGGACCGAUGGGGACAAAGCCACUGAGAGCGAUGACGACUGCUCUGUCCUCCAAUAUGCCGGCGUCCUAAAAAAACUCGCCAAGCCUCCCCGUAAGGAAAGCGCCAAGCCGGGAGGGACCAUCAAGGCGAAAGCCACCAGUUCGGAAGCCAAACCGGUCACCGUCACCACCGCCAUCCAGCGGCUUGGUCACAGAAAUGCCACCGGUAUCCGUACGGCAGUGAAACCGCAACUGGCAGCAUCCAAAAUCGGCGUCAUCAGUAUUGCCGCGGUGCCUGUUGAAGCCCAGGACGACGAUGUUACCAGCACGAAGGAUAAAAGUGAACCCGAAUUUCGGGUGACAAUCAAAAGGACCUGGGGGUGCGGGAAGGUGAGCAGCACUAACGAGACCCCCGGCGCUCAGAUGGACAGUGCUGGCACCGUUAGCGUCUUUAAACGGCUGGGGAAGAAACCGGAUUGAUCCUGUGGCGCUUCUUCCUGCACCAGAUGGAUCAUCUCAACAGUUUUCCGCUUGUCCCGUCCCCUCCUGAUGGUCACCCGCUGUCCCCCAUCCCAUUUAUUCACGCUCAAGAACCGGCAGUCUCAUCCUGCCUUCCUCCUCACUAAUCCCACGAGGAAACAAUGCCAAUCCCAUGGGGAGAUGCUUAAUCCCACGGGGAAGGGCUUAAUCCCACAGGGAAACUAAUCUCAUGGGAAAACAGCAGAGGGAAGAGGGGAAAAGCCUUUCCUGAUGGAUUUCUUGCCUGCUGGGCAUCCCUGCCUGCCCCUGGCCGCAAAGCCGGCAGGUGCGAGGCCAAAUCAUUGCUCUCCAUCUCCUACCAGCACCAAAAUGUCUUUUUUUUCUUCCCCUAUUUUUCCCUCCUCUGCAGGUUCUUUCCUUUAUUCAGGAAUUUGGACCUGGAGAACUCCACACAGAGGGGUUUUUCGUACCUCUGCAGGGUUUUUUUCCCUGCAUUUAUGAAUUUGCACCAAAACAAUUCCGUAAAUAGUCAUUACGGAGUGGCGGCUUGCUGCGGGGAUUCUUAAUCUUUAAGGAUUUUGGAGCAGCCACCAAAAAAAAACAACCCAAAAGCUUCAAAAAAACUCCUCGGAGGCUCAAAAAAUCCAAAAAUUGCCUUAAUUUAAAGCAACACCUUCAGUCUCCCGCUCGCAGUUUUAGGCUCGAGCUCAUCCCGCUGCAAAAUCUAAAAUGGCCGCCGUGGAGUUUUACCAAAAUUAUUGCUUUUCCCCCAAAUUUGUUUCCCCCCAAAUUUAUUUCUGACGUCACCGGGGGUGUCUUCCCCCCGCACCUGUCCGGCAAUGCUGCAAACCUUGAAAAGGCAUUUUUUAAUCCACAAAAUAAAGACAGUGGGGGUGGAGGCAGCUGCGUGGUGAUUCAGGGCCAGGUGGUCUUUUUAAUAAGAAAAACCACUGAUUUCUUUAUUUUACCCUAUUUUGGGAGGUUUUCUUUGUGCUUCUGGCGUUGUUUGGCGUGUGAAAAUGAGUGGUUUUUCCCAAUUUUCGGCUUUCUACAUCACCCGCCAGCCUGCGGGGGAGCUUUUUGCAAUAAAGUGUGGAAACAGC
This is a messenger RNA of Gavia stellata (red-throated loon), 2408 nucleotides long. RefSeq names its product chromosome 41 C19orf47 homolog (gene C41H19orf47). The record is from RefSeq and is a predicted model, not a curated record. Lineage: Eukaryota; Metazoa; Chordata; Aves; Gaviiformes; Gaviidae. Gene Ontology annotation, cellular component: nucleus. The transcript is spliced from 9 exons. The coding region runs from base 58 to 1305 and encodes 415 amino acids.